Messenger RNA from Drosophila ficusphila, 1124 nucleotides. RefSeq names its product very-long-chain enoyl-CoA reductase (gene Sc2). Gene Ontology annotation, molecular function: oxidoreductase activity, acting on the CH-CH group of donors; protein binding. The transcript has 4 exons. Lineage: Eukaryota; Metazoa; Arthropoda; Insecta; Diptera; Drosophilidae. The record is from RefSeq and is a predicted model, not a curated record. Bases 67 to 975 code for a protein of 302 amino acids. Gene Ontology annotation, biological process: very long-chain fatty acid biosynthetic process.
CACCUGCUAUCGGCAAUUUUCCAGUUCGAUUUUGGCAGUACAGAUUUCAAUAGCGCCUCACGCAAAAUGGAGCUCGAGAUAGUGAACGCGAAGAACAGCAAACCCUAUGGCAAGGUGAAGGUGCCCUCCGCCGCCACGCCCAUCUCGGAUUUGCGCGCCCUUAUCCACAAGAGCUUGAAGCAGACUCCGAAUGCCAACCGCCAAUCGCUGCGGCUGGAGUUGAAAGGCAAGAGCCUGAAGGACACGGAUACUCUGGAGACUCUGUCCCUGCGCUCCGGUGAUAAGGUCUACGUUAAGGAUCUGGGUCCGCAGAUCGGUUGGAAGACAGUUUUUCUGGCAGAAUACGCCGGUCCCCUGAUCGUCUACCUGAUUUUCUACUUCCGGCCUGAGCUAAUCUAUGGAAAAUCGGCCACUUUGCCAAUUUCCCUAACAACCCACAUUGCCGCCGGCUGCUACACGGUCCACUAUGUGAAGCGGCUGCUGGAGACGAUCUUCGUCCACCGAUUCUCUCACGCCACCAUGCCGCUGAGGAAUCUCUUCAAGAACUGCACCUACUAUUGGGGAUUCACCGCCUAUGUGUCCUACCACGUGAACCAUCCGCAGUUCACGUCACCAUGCAUGUGCACAGUUUGGGCUGCGCUCGGGGCCUUUGCCCUCUGUGAACUGGGCAAUUUUUCAGUGCACAUUGCCCUGCGCAACCUGCGCCCACCGGGAACCAAAGUGCGCAAGAUUCCCGUGGCCGAUGCCAAUCCCCUGACCAAGUUGUUCAACUUGGUUUCGUGCCCCAACUACACCUAUGAGAUCGGUGCCUGGGUCUCCUUUUCCGUGCUCACUUCUUGCCUGGCUGCAUAUCUGUUCGCCUUCGCCGGAGCUUUCCAGAUGACGGUGUGGGCCCUGGCCAAGCACCGCAACUACAGAAAGGAGUUCAAGGACUACCCUCGCCAGCGCCGCUCCAUCUUUCCGUUCGUCCUGUAGGACGGAUGCCCCCAUGACGCAUUCGCUGUAUUACCUAUUCCACAUUACCUAUAACACAUUACACAUUUUGGCUAGCGUUAAACAGGGUAGUUGUCUAAUGAACUUUGUGCUUUCGUUAAUUAAAAGCAAAUACAAAUUGGAGAAGCGUA